Menidia menidia (Atlantic silverside) is the source of this 1556-nucleotide messenger RNA. NCBI's taxonomy places the organism in Eukaryota, Metazoa, Chordata, Actinopteri, Atheriniformes, Atherinopsidae. The record is from the annotation of a GenBank genome assembly.
CCUUCAUCUCUCAAACAGCCAGAACUUGCCGACCCUCCAUCUGCUCUCAACCCAGCAACACCUUACCCAGAGUGAUCAGUCUAUCCAGUUUGUCUUUUAUCCAGUUCGGGACCACCUUGUGGAUUAGCCAUACCUAGACAAAAUAAGAUUCCUUACUACAGUAAACCCAUGUGGGUGGUGGAGAAGAUUCGCUUGUCAGUAGAGAGAACUAAUCUGCCCAUUCCAUCAGCAGAACUCAGCUUUAGAAUUGGUGAUAUCAUGUUAGGAGAAAAAUCUGACAAAUCCAAAAGGAUUUCUCUCUGUCCAAAUAUAAUCACCCCUGAUAACAUCCCAGAGUUCUGCAUCCCACCAACAAUCCUAACCCUGCAGGAGAUGAAGAAUCCAGAGCAGAGAGCAACAGCUUGCACUAUCAAAGCCAGUCCUGAACCAGAAGUGACAUUUCAUGAGCCGCUCAAUCCGCACAUUAUUCAGGUGGAAAGUGUGGAUGAGAGCCCGUGUGAUGGCUGCAGUGAUGAGGAGACUACCAACGCGGAUCCCCAAAGCCAGGCUGCCUUGUCUCUUCCUCAUUUGGCCAAAGCCCAGACCAGUUAUGGCUUCUGCACUUUAUUAGAGAGCCCGCACACUAGGAGAAAGGAGUCCAUUUUCCAUUCUGAUCCGGGCUCUUCUCCCCUGUUGCUGCCGAGGAGCCGAUCAAGUAUGUGUACCAAAAUUUCCCCUUGCAGCUCACCUUCUUCCUCACCCUCUUCAUUCAGCCUUAACACUCUGACCUCCAAGCUUUCCCCGAGAGGCUACACCCUCAACUGGCAGGCCCCUCUGGACAGCGAUACGACUUCCUCCACUGAGUCCUCUCCUUUCAGCUCCCCGCUGCUGAACAGGUACCCUGCCAAGUCCUCGCUUUUUAAAGCAUUGAGCCAUGAACUGCUGUUGUCAAGGAACAUGAGGAAGGCAAUGGUGUCUAGGAACAAUUCCCUAUCCACAGAUGAGGGCAGUUCCACUGACAACAGCCCAAAUAUCAUGAGGAGAGCAUCGGAGGGGUUAGCGGAAGGCCUGCCAAGUAGCUACAGCCUGGCGCCACCCAACAUCUUCCCCAUGGACUUAACCCUGCACAAAGAGAGGAUACUAAUGAAGGAGAGGAUAGUGCCCAUAGGAAAAGAUGGCAAUCUGAGACUGUCUGCGGAGUACUGUCCAGAUAAUCAAAGACUACGGGUUCAACUUAUCAGUGCAGAGGGCCUUUAUCCUCUUUCUGUAGACCCCAAGCUUAUCAACUGCAGCGUUAGCCUGUCUCUGGUCCCUGGAAAGGUCCAGAAGCAACGCAGCACAGUCAUCAGAAAGAGUCGAAACCCCAUCUUCAAUGAGGAUUUCUUCUUUGACAGCAUUUCAGAGGAAGACCUCAACCAGAGAUCGCUUCGCUUUAAAGUGGUGAAUAAAAUGUCCACCUUGAAAAGAGACUAUCUCCUUGGAGAUUGUGAUUUGCUUCUGUCAAGCAUUGUUUCAUCAUAAACCUAAAUGUACUCAAUAUUAGUUUGCUAUGUUCUUGUAUAUUUAUUUUCAUUUUU